Molecule: messenger RNA, 1617 nt
Organism: Hansenula anomala
Lineage: Eukaryota; Fungi; Ascomycota; Saccharomycetes; Phaffomycetales; Wickerhamomycetaceae
Gene: PWP1
Product: rRNA-processing protein PWP1
Exons: 1
Coding region: 1-1617 (538 amino acids)
Biological process (GO): rRNA processing
Cellular component (GO): nucleus
Molecular function (GO): protein binding
Source: RefSeq, a predicted model, not a curated record
AUGCUUUCUUCGAGUACAUGGGUCCCAAGAGGCUUUGCAAGUGAAUUCCCAGUUCAGUACGAACUGGAUGAUGAAGAAAUGGAGAGAAUCAACAAGUUGGCUCAAUUAGAGAUCAAUGAUGCUAAACAAGAAUUGGCUGAAGAAGAGGAGGAAACUACAUCUUCAAACAAAUUAACUGAUCAAUUUGAAGUUGAUGAUGAUUUGAAAGAAUAUGACUUGGAACAUUAUGAUGAUGAUGAAGAUGAAGACGAUGGUGCUAGAGUUUCAAUGUUGCCAGGUUUAUCAAAUGAUGCAGAAUAUCAUGAAAAUGAAGAUGGUGAAGAUCCUUAUAUUUCAUUACCAAACCAAGAUGAAGUUGUUCAAGAUAAAAAAGAAUCUCAAGUUUACCCAACUGAUAAUCUAAUCUUAAGUACUCGUACUGAAGAUGAUAUUUCAUAUUUAGAUAUUCAUGUUUAUGAUGAUGGUGCUGAUGAAUUUGCAGAUCCAGAAGUUCCAACUGGUCAUGAACGUCCAAAUGCUCUUUAUGUUCAUCAUGAUUUAAUGUUACCUGCAUUCCCAUUAUGUGUUGAAUGGAUCAAUUUUAGACCAAAUAAUGCUGAAAAUGAUGUUGGAAAUUUUGCUGCCGUUGGUACAUUUGAUCCACAAAUUGAAAUUUGGAACUUGGACUGUAUCGAUAAGGCAUUUCCUGAUAUUAUUUUGGGUGAACCUUCAAACCAUCCAUCUUUAAAGAAAAAAAAGAAUAAGAAAUCAAAACAUAUUACAACUCAUCAUAUAGAUGCUAUUUUAUCAUUAUCACAUAAUAAGUAUCAUAGAAAUAUAUUGGCUUCAACAUCUGCCGAUUCAACAAUAAAAUUAUGGGACUUAAAUACAGCUUCAGCUGCUAGAUCGUUAAAUCAAAUUCAUCAAGGUAAAAACGUUUCAAGUUCACAAUGGCAUCAAACUGAAAGUUCAAUUUUAUUAACUGGUGGUUAUGAUUCCAGAGUUGCAAUAAGUGAUGUUAGAAUUGCUCAAGAUUCUGAAAUGUCCAAAUAUUGGAAUGCUUUAGGUGAUGUUGAAAAUGUUAAAUGGAUUAAUGAAACUCAAUUUUUAGCUGGUAAUGAUCAAGGUGGUGUUUAUUGUUUUGAUAUUAGACAAGAAUCUAAACCUCUCUGGACUUUACAAGCUCAUGAUGCAGGUAUUUCCUCAUUGGAAGUGAAUCCAUAUGUUUCUGAAAUGUUGGUUACUGCUGCAAUGGGUGAAAAAGUUGUUAAAUUAUGGAAAAUGCCAACAGAGGAAGGUAAAGGUCCAUCAAUGGUAUUAUCAAGAGAUUUUGGCGUUGGUAAUGUUUUAACAACAAGUUUUGCCCCAGAUUUAGAAGUUGCAGGUAAUUUAGUUGUUGGUGGUGUUAAUAAAGGUUUGAAAAUGUUUGAUUUUUUUUCAAAUAAAGCUGUUAGAACUAAUUUUAAAGAUCAAUUGAAGGCAGUACAACAAAAAGCAAGAGAUGAAGCUAAAGCUCAAGGGAAAGUUGAUUCAAGAAUAGCAAGAAAGUAUCAAGGUGAUUAUAGUGAAACAAUGUUACAAGUUGAAGAUGAUGAUGGAGAAGAUGAAGAUGAUGAAGAUGAAGAAGUUGAAGAGUAA